Echinops telfairi (small Madagascar hedgehog) is the source of this 2762-nucleotide messenger RNA. RefSeq names its product zinc finger protein 350-like. The coding region runs from base 168 to 2414 and encodes 748 amino acids. NCBI's taxonomy places the organism in Eukaryota, Metazoa, Chordata, Mammalia, Afrosoricida, Tenrecidae. The record is from RefSeq and is a predicted model, not a curated record. Gene Ontology annotation, molecular function: RNA polymerase II cis-regulatory region sequence-specific DNA binding; DNA-binding transcription factor activity. Gene Ontology annotation, biological process: regulation of transcription by RNA polymerase II. The transcript is spliced from 5 exons.
UCAGUCAUCCAAACAGAUGAAUUUGAAAAAUGUUUCCAAGAAUGGAAUCGCAGAUUUGACAAAUGUAUGAACUGCGAUGGAGAGUACACUGAAGCCUACAGGUCCUGGACUCUGGACCCUCCAGCAGCCAGAGAAUCACUUGAAGGAAGAGUACUGUGACACUAACGAUGGCAAGAAGCAGUCACAGAAAAACAGUUGCAGCAGAACCAGCGGAUGAAAGAGCGGUAUCACUGGCGUUCAACGAUGUGGCUGUGGAGUUCUCCCAGGAGGAGUGGCAGCUCCUGGACCCUGCCCAAAAGAGCUUGUACCGGGAAGUGAUGUUGGAGAACUAUCGCCACCUGGUGUCUACCGGGUAUCAAGUUGCCAAACCAGAUGCAGUUUCCAGGCUGGAAAGAGGAGAGCCCCCAUGGAGUAUAAUAGAUGGAAUCAAUAUUCCAAGCUUGUCAGAAAUCCAGAGCGUUGUUGAGCAUCUGCCUAGGCACAAGCAAUAUGAUAGCAGAGUGAACAGAAUGGAACAAUGCAUUGAACAUAAAGCCUGUGAAAAUAUUUCUUCUCAGUACAAAAGUCAUAUUCCUUUAAGGCAGAACCUUGGCGUAUUUGACUUAGAUGAAAAAUCUGUGAAAACAAAUUUAACGUUAAUUAACAAGAACAGAAGCUAUGAAGUAAAGAACUCUGCUGCGUUUAAUAGAGAUGAGAAAACCUUUCUUCAUACUAAUCAUGAUCCAUUUCAUCCUGAAAUAAAAUUCCUUGAGAGUGGAAAAUCCAGUAGCACUCAAUCUCAACUUGUUAAGCAUCACAACAUUCACAAAAUAAAGAAACCACAUGUAUGCAGUGAGUGUGGGAAAACCUUCACCAGGAAUUCUUGGCUCAUGAAUCACCAGAUCACUCAUACAGGAGUGAAACCUCAUAGAUGUUCUUUGUGUGGGGAAGCCUUCUCCAGACAGUUUCAGCUCACUCAACAUCUUCGGAGGACACACAGAGGGGAAAAACCUUUUCAAUGCACAGAAUGUGGGAAAGCCUUUCUCAAGAAAUCACGGCUCAAUAUGCAUCAGCGAACUCAUUCUGGAGAAAAACCCUACAAAUGUAGUGAAUGUGGAAAAGGCUUCAUCCAUAAAGGAAACCUCAUUAUUCAUCAGCGAAUUCAUGCUGGAGACAGGCCCUAUACAUGUGGAGAAUGUGGAAAAGUCUUCAUGCGCAGAGGAAACCUCAUUACUCAUCAGCGAAGUCAUUCUGGAGAAAAACCCUACAUAUGCAUUGAAUGUGAGAAAGGCUUCAUAAAAAAGGGAGAGUUCAUCAUUCAUCAGCAGAGUCAUACUGGAGAGAAACCCUUUGUAUGUAGUGAAUGUGGAAAAGGCUUCAGUCAGAAAGGGAAUCUUAUUAUUCAUCAACGAAUUCAUACAGGAGAGAAACCCUAUUCGUGCAGUGAAUGUGGAAUAGGUUUUAUCCGGAAGCAGUAUCUCCUUAUGCAUCAACGAAUUCAUAGUAGAGAGAAGCCACACAUAUGCACUGAAUGUGGGAAAGGUUUCCUACAAAAGAGAGAUUAUGUUAUUCACCAGCGAACUCAUACUGGAGAGAAACUCUACAUAUGCAAUGAGUGUGGCAAAGCCUUCACCAGGAAGAGAAACCUCACUAUUCAUCAGCAAAUUCAUACUGGAGAGAAACCUUAUGAAUGUGGUGAAUGCGGGAAAAGCUUCAUCCAGAAGGGGAGUCUCAUUAUUCACCAGCGAAUUCAUACUGGAGAGAAACCCUACAUAUGUAGCGAGUGUGGAAAAGGUUUCAUCCAUAAAGGAAAUCUUCUUAUUCAUCAGCGAACUCAUGCUGGGGAGAAGUCAAAUAUAUGUGGUGAGUGUGGGAAAGGCUUCAAAAAAAAGUCACAUCUCAUAGCACAUGAGAGAUUCCACGUAGGGAUGGCUCCCUUUGCCUGCAAUGUCUGUGGACAAUCUUAUUCCCUGAGGUCAAGUCUCGUUGAACAUCAGAAAAGUCACACAGAAGGAAAACCCUUUCAAAGCAAUGGUUGUGAAAAGACAUUCCCUUGUGUGUUUAGCCUUGUUCCACAAAACACAAAAGAUAAAUGUGUAGAUUCAAGUACAGUGAAAGACUCUUCCACAGUGAAUCACAGGUCAUCAAAUACUAGUGAUCUCAAGCAGAUCAAAAGUACUAUUAAUAUGCUAACUAUGCAAGUCCCUCCUGUGGUAGCUCAGACUUCAUUGAACAUGCAUGGGCUUUUACCAAAUAGGAACAUGAUCCUUAUGGGACAGCCCAUUGCCAAAAGUGAGCCAUCAGGAGAGAACAGAGAAAUACAACAGAGGAAUCUUUUGCAUACAGUGAAUGUGGUACUGCCUAUGAAUGCGGUCAGUGUGCUAGUGCCUUCAGGGACCCAUUACAUCUUCUUUUAUGUCCCACAAAACCCAUAAUCUAAGCUUAGAUACAUGCACAGGGCUUGUGAUUCAAACUACUUUCUACUUCAUUUUGUAACUACAAAGUGUUUUAUCAGCAAUCAUAUAAAGGAACUGAGUAUGUCUGGUAUGCUCAUUGUACAUACGUGCAGUGAUACUGAGAUAUAAUCUGAUGUUAAACCAAAUGCAUACACAUUGAUUGCUCUUUUGUAUCAAUUAAAUGAAUGAAAAUCUGAGUUCAUGCCAGUGGAUGAAAUAAGUACUGUGAAUUUUUGAAACAAAAAAGACCAGUAUCAGGAAUAUGGCUGUUUUAUACUUCUGUCAAGUUGUUUCACAUGUGCGCCAAAUAAAAUAUCACUUAAGAGA